CAUUAGUCUGGAGGAAGAUAUAGGGUUACAUCCUUCAGUAACACACUCCUCUACACUUGAGUCAGGUGAAGACCGUCUCUGUAGAGACUUCCGGAUAUGGCUGUAGUAAACAUGGGCUGAGGAGGCAGGCACUGAGGGAGGACCAGGAGAUGGACCUGAAAUCUUGAAUUCGUGUGUUUGAAAGUGCUGACCUUGGAACAGAGGAUUGCUGAGUGUGCGGAAGAUGUCAUGGACCCUCGCUACUGCUCGGACACCUGGGGCAUGACCUGCACCCCCUAGGAUGCCUGGAUGGUUCAAAAAGACGUGGUAUGGGCUGGCAUCCUUACUCAGCUUCUCCUCCUUCAUAAUGAUCAUCAUUGCCUUGGCGGUGCCCCACUGGCUGAGUGGGAAAAUCCUUUGUCAGACUGGAGUGGACCUGGUCAAUGCCACGGAUCCAGAGCUGGUCAAAUUCAUUGGGGACAUUUACUACGGACUCUUCCGCGGGUGUAAGGUGCGGCAGUGUGGGCUCGGCGGCCGACAGUCCCAGUUCACAAUCUUCCCGCACCUGCUGAAGGAGCUCAACGCGGGCCUGCACGUGACCAUCCUGCUGCUCCUCUUCCUGGCCCUGGCGCUGGCGCUGGUCAGCAUGGGCUUUGCCAUUCUCAACAUGGUCCAGGUUCCGUACCGAGCAGUCAACGGCCCCGGGGGCAUCUGCCUGUGGAAUGUUCUUGCAGGCGGAGUCAUGGCUCUGGCCCUCGCCAGCUUCACGGCUGCGGUGAAAUUUCACGACCUGACCGAGCGAAUCGCCAACUUUCAGGAGAAGUUCUUUCGCUUCGUGGUGGUGGAGGAACAGUACGAAGAGUCGUUCUGGAUCUGCGUGGCCAGCGCCUCAGCCCACGCCGCUAACUUGGUGGUGGUGGCCAUCAGUCAAAUUCCCCUCCCGGAGAUUAAGACCAAAACAGAAGAGGCCACGGUCACGGCCGAGGAUAUCUUGUAUUAAUAGCCUUUUCCUAACUCAGUUCUGUACUGUGAAAGGAGACCUCUUUUUCUUUCUUUUUUUUUUUUUUCUUUUUUAUUUUGCGGGCAUCACAGUCCAGAACGUCUAUGUUCUUGGCAGUAAAAAGGAAUUAGAAGGAGGAAAAGGUGGUCCCUGGGCCAGAAAAGAAACUCCAAACUCCUGGCAUCCCUGCACUUCUCUGUCACUGACCUUGGAGUUAGUCUGCCACUUGCCUGCCUUGUGUGACAUUGGACAAUUCAAUUCAUGUCUACUUCUCAGUUUCUCCAUCUGUAAAAUGGGGAUAUUAAUGACCUCACAAUGAGGUUUGAAUGAGUGAUAAUGUUGCCAGCCUUCAUAUAUUAUAGAGGUCCCCACACUAUACACUCCAGGAAAUGUCUAGAGCCCAUUGGUAUCGUCUACACAAUAUUGGGGGGAUGCACAGAGAAGUAGGAUAACGUCCCUGGCCUCCAGAAACACCUAGUCUUUCCGCACGACACAGGAAUCAGAUAGCAACCGUAACACUAAGAAUGAAAAUAAGUCCCAUUUUUCUGAGUGGUUACUACAUGCAGUUUUAAAAGUUUUACAUGUAGUAAGUCAUCGAGUCCUCACUAUAAACUCAGAUUGUAGAUAUAGUCCCAUAUCACAGAUGAAGAAGCUAAGGCAUAAAGAGAUUGGGUAACUUGCCCAGGUCAGGAAUUAAAUGGAGGAAGUCUAGAGCCAGAGUUUACACUUUUAACCACUUUGCUAAUCUGACAUUUGACGUACAAGCCAUUGCAAGGCCAUGUGAUCAGUGUUAAAACAGGACAUGCAGAAAAGACCCACAAACGAAUCAGUUCUUCAGGAUGGGAUGUGGUAUUAAAGAUAGUAUUACAGAGUUGACACUUGAUCUGAGCAUUGAAAGAUGAGGAGAAUUUUUCCAGUGGUGAGGGAAGCAAGGUUGGAAAAGAGCGUUCCAGGAUAAGUCAGUAAUGAGGCAGAGGCGCAAGGCAGGAAACUACAAAGAGGGCUGGGUAGUAUGUGAAUUGUCAGUGGGAUUAGAAUAUUGCUCUAAUUCAUCUGUCAGAUAAACGCAGCUGUUUUGUGUUCGAUUUUUGCUAAGUGGUUCUCUGGUGGUUAAUUUUAUGUGUCAGCUUGGCUAGGCCAUGGUACCCUCAUAUUGGUCAAGUAUUAUUUUAGAUGUUUCUGUGAAGGGAUUUUUUUUGGAUGGGGUUAAUCAGUAGACAUUAAGCAAAGCAGAUUGCCCUCCAUAAUGUGGGAGGGUCUCAUCCAAUCAGUUGAAGGCGUUAAGAAAAGGACUGCCCUCCCACGGGAGAGAGGGAAUUCUGCCAGGAAACUGCCACCAGACUCAAACUGCAGCUCUUCCCCAGACCUCCAGACUGCCAGCCUACCUACCCUGCAGAUUUUGGAUUUGCCAGACUCCACAAUCGUGUGAGCCAAUUCUGCAUAAUAAAUCUCUUUCUCAUACGUGUGUGUGCGCACACACACACACACACACAUCCUCUUGCUUCUAUUUCUUUAGAGAACACUCACUCAUCUGGGUACACAACUCAUUAUUAAUUCAUUUCCCCACGAUGCCAGCUGGGGCGAAUCCUUCCCCAGCUCUCCCAUCCUCAUGCCAAGUAAAAGUUAUCUAAUCCCCCCAAAUUAGCUUCAUCUGAAAUGAUACCUGAUUUGGACUCACUCUUUCUUUCCUUAACACUGAGCUUCAGAAAGUUUCCAUGGCAUCUCUUCCAUUCUGUUCUAACCCCGAGUGCUUUCCUGCUGUGCUCCUCUGUGCCUUCCAGGCCUCCCCCCCCCCCACACCACCCAGACACAGCUGCAGUCCUAUUUAGCAGACUGACAUCACUCAUCAAAUAUGCAGGUGGCACAUGGCUGGAAGGGAUCGUUAACGUGAUAAGAGAUGGAUCCCAAAGAUAGGGACAGACUGCAGUGCUGCCUUGAAAACAAGUGGAAAUGUCAGUGUUCCUUCAAGUUGAACAUAAAGCCCUGCUGAUUGAGAUUUUUUAAAAUCAAUAACAUAAACAGAAGACUCUGGCAACAGUUUAUAUGACAAACAUCUGAGGGUCUUGGAACGUUUAUUCAUUCAUUUUACAAGUAUUGAAACUUCUGGUAGUAGAGCAGUGAACAGACACAAAUUCCUGCCCUCCAGAGAUUUCAUUCUCCAAGCAGCUGGGUGCUGGAGACAGUCAGGUUCAGUCUGGAAGACAUCUCUCAGGGCUACUACAGAAGAGAUUCCUAUGUGAAAUUUUGUGAGUUUGUUACAGGUGAGGGGAGGAGUGGGAAGGAGGGAGAAUAAAUAUCUGGGUCACGAUACACUCAAAGGUAGAGAAUACAUUUUACGGGAGUAUUUUGGUUAUAGUUAAUCUGGUCAUUUUAUGAGUAAGGAAAAAAAUAAUAAUA
Molecule: messenger RNA, 3376 nt
Organism: Vicugna pacos (alpaca)
Lineage: Eukaryota; Metazoa; Chordata; Mammalia; Artiodactyla; Camelidae
Gene: CLRN2
Product: clarin 2
Source: RefSeq, a predicted model, not a curated record